CUGUCACAUGAGGUCGGGGAGAGGAAGUUGUUUUAUUGUGUGCUGGCACAGUAUUGGUCCAGUCUGGAGAAUUUAAGUGGCCGCCUUGAGCUAGAGGAGACGCCGAGGGGAGAGGAAGUCGAUAACAAGCCUCCGAUGCUCCAGACUGACUGGAAAUGCUGUCUGGAGACCGAGACCUUCCAGCCCAAAAUCGCCAAAGAAAGGUGGCAUUGCAAAUAGGAGCAUGUUGUGAAAUAUUUACAACACAAGACUCCCUGAAGGACACAUUUGCUAUCUGCUGUUGUGAACUUAGUGUUGCUGCUGGAUUCAAUUCACUGAACUCCACCGGCAGGGAAUGCUGGGUCUUCUUAGAACAAAGGAAAGCCAUGAUGAUGUUCCUGCUGUUUCUGGGGACUUUGCAGAUUGUGGCUGUUACUGCUUCGCCUUUGUUGGUUGAUCCACUGUUGACUGAAGGCUGGGAGAAAUGGAAGGUGCUACAUCAGAAACAGUACACCGAGAAUGAAGAAGGUGUUCGGAGAAUGGUGUGGGAGAAAAACUUUAGAUUUAUUGAAAAUCACAACUUGGAGUACUCGCUGGGUAAACACAGCUUUAAUCUUAAAAUGAACCACUUUGGAGACAUGACCUUGGAGGAGUUCAAUGAGCAGAUGAAUGGAUUCCGGCACUUUAAACCCAGGAACUCGUCCAGACCACUUUCAAGGAUCCCUGAGCUGGCUGAGAUUCCCAAGAGUGUCGACUGGCGAGAUGAGGGAUAUGUCACUCCAGUGAAGAACCAGGGUAGCUGUGGCUCAUGCUGGGCUUUCAGUUCAACGGGAGCAUUGGAGGGACAGACCUUUAAAAAGACAGGAAAGCUCAUCCCACUGAGUGAGCAGAACCUGGUGGAUUGCUCAGGACCACAGGGGAAUCAAGGCUGUGGUGGUGGAUGGAUGGAAAAUGCCUUCUUAUAUGUACAUGAAAACAACGGGAUUGAUUCUGAGACUGGAUACCCAUACACCGGCCAAGUGAGACCACCUGACAUCUGUUUCACAUUAAUGACAGAUUUUUCUGAGUCUGAGACUAAGACUAAGUCUGAGACUGAGACUGCUACUGAGUCUGGGACUGAUACUGAUACUGAGUCUGAGACUGAGACUGAGUCUGAGUCUGAGUUUGAGACUGAGACUGAAACUGAGACUAAGUCUGAGUCUGAGACUGAGACUGAGACUAAGUCUGAGACUGAGUCUGGGCCUGAGUCUGAUAUUGAGUCUGAGACUGAGACUGAGUCUGAAUCUGAGACUGAGACUGAAACUGAGACUGAGUCUGAGUCUGAGUCUGAGACUGAGUCUGAUAUUGAGUCUGAGACUGAGACUGAGACUGAGUCUGGGCUUGAGUCUGAUACUGAGUCUGAGACUGAGACUGAUACUGAUACUGAGUCUGGGCCUGAGUCUGGGCCUGAGUCUGAGACUGAGUCUGAGACUGAGACUGAGAAUGAGACUGAGAGCAGUGUGUCAGCCUCCCUAACCGCUGAGGAAUUUGGACAAUAUUUGAAUAAAUUCAACAAAAAGGGAGGUGGGAACUUCACGUUCAAAGUGUUUACAGCAAACAAGAAUGUUGAACUGCCUGCAGCUGUUGACUGGCGUCCCAAAGGUUAUGUUACUCCAGUGAAGGACCAGGGGCAGUGUGGUUCUUGUUGGGCUUUCAGCACGACUGGAGUACUUGAAGGACAAGUCUUUAAUAAAACAGGAAAGCUCAUUUCCCUGAGUGAGCAGUACCUGAUGGACUGUACCCAAUCUGUGGGAAACAGAGGCUGCAAUGGGGGAUUUAAAGUGCGGGCCCUUCUGUUUAUCAAAGAACAUGGUAUUAAUUCAGAAGAGUCAUACCCCUACACUGCAAAGGAUGGAGAUUGUAAAUCCAAUAAAAAAGAUACUGUUGCCACUUGCAAGGGUGUCACAAUUAUUCCAAAAAAUUCUGAAGCAGAUUUAGCUGCAGCAGUGGCCACAGUUGGACCUAUAUCUGUCUCCAUAGAUGCUGAGCAUAGAUCUUUCAUGUUGUAUAAGUCAGGUAUAUUUUAUGAGCCCCAUUGCAGUUCUGUUAAUCUUGAUCAUGAAGUGCUGGCUGUUGGGUAUGGGACUGAAAAUCAGAAGCCAUAUUGGAUUGUUAAAAAUAGCUGGGGAACAAGUUGGGGCAAUGAAGGAUAUGUUCAUAUGGCUAAGGAUAUGGAUAACAACUGUGGAAUUGCUACAACUGCUGUUUAUCCUGAGGUGUGACUCAUCACCUGAGGC
Molecule: messenger RNA, 2255 nt
Organism: Chiloscyllium plagiosum (whitespotted bambooshark)
Lineage: Eukaryota; Metazoa; Chordata; Chondrichthyes; Orectolobiformes; Hemiscylliidae
Source: RefSeq, a predicted model, not a curated record